Molecule: messenger RNA, 684 nt
Organism: Epithele typhae
Lineage: Eukaryota; Fungi; Basidiomycota; Agaricomycetes; Polyporales; Epitheliaceae
Exons: 3
Coding region: 1-684 (227 amino acids)
Molecular function (GO): protein binding
Source: RefSeq, a predicted model, not a curated record
AUGCUUUACUUUCUCCCUCCAGAGACUUGGUUGUACAUCUUCUCUUUUCUUGACCUCCCCGACCUAGCGUCCUUGGCUCAAGCGUGCCCCGAACUACUCCCGCUGGUCGAGGAUCCAGUUCUUCGACGCGAGAGGCUCUUGGUAGUCGCCCCGUCUCGCGUUUCUCACUCCCUUUUUGGCACAAGCUCUACUGGGCUUCCCCUUCGCUCCACGCUUCCAGAGCUCGUGCAUAGAGGGAUAAUUCGCGGUGUAGGCGUUGAACGCCGCUGGAGAGAUGGUCUCUACUUCUACACGACCCUCAUGGUCACCCAAUACGAGAAUUCGAUGCGGCUGAAGUGGACCCAUGCGCGUAACGUCCUCUCUCAUACUCUCCGUGCUCGCUCCUCCAACCCUGGCGCGCGCACCGCGUUCUACCGGUCUCGCGUCCUUCCCCGCGACGCCGCUUCGACCACCGUCUCUCCCCCUCUUGUCUCUGCGGUCCGCCGGCUUCGAUGGGCCCUCAAGCGCGAUCAUCUCGCGCACUUCGUCAAGGACAGGAGCGAUAUGGUCAAGAACGGAGGCCUGAACAAGUGGUUGGAAGGCAACGGGCGGGCCGUCAUGUGGCGCGAGAAUGAGCGUAUCAGACUUGCUCUCUGCCCUGGAAUCAAGGGGAUUGUGAAGUUCUUCGAAGGGCUUGCGCUUUGA